AGCCAGCUGGCCGUGGAGACCAGUCUCUGGGAUAUAUGUCACGUCCAGCAAGGGAGUCCUUCAGUGACCCCAGGAUGGGGCUGCUUCUCUCUAGCUGAGCAAUUCUUCCAGAGGGAACCGAGCAGGGAGGGGGUGGGCCCGCAGUGUCCCCUCCUGUGGCCCCGGGAUGCUGGACUCCUCAGUGGCAGAUCAACUGACCCGACUAACCCUGAAACUCCUUGAGAAGAAACUAGAGCAAGAGCGUGAGGAUGUGGAGGGGGCUUCUGAGGACGCCCAUGUCGUGCCAGGAGAUGAGGACGGGCCAGAGGCUGCCCUGCGGAGCGCUCUGAGGAUGAGGAAGGACCUUCUGCAGAGACUCUGGGAGCAGCGCCUCUUGGAAGAGGCUUCCCGGGUUCGUCACCACAGGGAACCGCACGGAGGAGCCCAUGGGUCAGUGCUGCCCCCAGAGGCGCCUCCUGUGGGCGUCCACCCUGCUGUCCCCCCAGCCCCACCUGCCCCAGACCCACCACGGAUCAUCCAACACCUGGCCCCCCCACCUCCUGCCACCAUCAUCCAGCAGCUGCCUCAGCAGCCACUCAUUGCACAGAUCCCCCCUCCCCCGGCCUUCCCUACCCAGCGGUCAGGAAGCAUCAAGGAAGAGGUGGUGGAGAUGAUGCUGAUGCAGAACGCGCAGAUGCAUCAGGUCCUCAUGCAGGCCUUGAUGCUCAGAGCCCUGCCCCCGGCAGCACUCGCGCCCACCCCGCCGCACCUCACCCCACAGAGGCCGCCCUCCGUCCGCCACCACCACCGCUGCGCACCUCCAGCGCUGCUGCCGGCCAUGCCUGCGCCUGGCUCCCCUCUGGGUUACUCCGUGUGGCCCCUGCUGGUCUCUGCCGCUGCUCUCCCGCCUGCCGCCAGCUUCCUGCCCAGCACCGCGCAGUACGUGACCGGCCCGUCUGCGGCCGCCCUCAGCACGAUGGCGUCCAGCGGGGUCCUGCCGGCACAGGCGCCAGGCCCGUGACCUCAUGGUGGGCUCAGUUCCACACAGAGCAGGAGCUCUGCUCGGGUCUGCGUCUUUGGAACUGGCAGUCGCCAGAAGGCUCCUCAGAAGAAAUGACCUUGGAAUUGCCCUCCAGCUGCACACAGGCUCCCCCGCUGGGCUGACUGCACCC
This is a messenger RNA of Cervus elaphus (red deer), 1151 nucleotides long. RefSeq names its product chromosome 19 C21orf58 homolog (gene C19H21orf58). The transcript is spliced from 9 exons. Lineage: Eukaryota; Metazoa; Chordata; Mammalia; Artiodactyla; Cervidae. The record is from RefSeq and is a predicted model, not a curated record. Bases 167 to 1000 code for a protein of 277 amino acids.